GGAGGGGAGCAAAACGUCGUAGUCGUCGGUAGCCGUCCGGAGUGCUCAGGGGGAGAGGAGACGCUUGGAUCAUUUUGCUCUCACGGAAGGAGGGUUUAUAAUUCAGUAAUUGACAGAGAGGGUUGGCCCAGACUUUCAAUGAAGGUAUGCCAGACUGGCAAGUUGCGCGCAACUUUUGUUAACCUGUUGGAGGAAGAGUUUGCAUUCCAAUCGGUCAGGAUAUGCAGGUGGCCGAACCGCGGCAAGAGUUUCGACGCAAAUUCUUGGGAUUUGUUGUCAUAACAUGUGUCAAUUUUGAUCGCAAAAGAGGCUUGAAAUCGAUGUAAUGUAAUAUAGGUUAGUUUCGAGACUGAUAUGUCCGUGUUGGGCGAAAUCCUUGAAAUGAGGGACGAACUGCGCAGCAUCUUUGUCAAAGAAUUAAUCGGACGACGUCCUAAAGAAAUUCGGCAGUAGAACUGGUCUCUUCGCCUUGUUAGUACAUUGUUAGUGAGCACGUCAAGAUGCGCUGGACAACGAUAGCCCUCCUGAUCGCUGGAGUUUUCCUUCGGCCCUCAGAAACGCAAGACACCGUACCUGUCACAGUGUUUAACUGCUGCGAGGGGGACAUUGUCAUCGUCCUGGAUGCCUCGAGCAGCGUGGCCGCCUAUGAAUUCACCCACAUGGUCCACUUCCUGUCCGACCUGCUCCGACCCUUCCAGCUGGGCCGCGGCCACGUCCGGGUGGGGCUCCUGCAGGUGGGCACCGAGCCUCGGAUUGAGUUCGUCCUGGACGGCCACACGGCCCAGAGCGGGCUGCAGUGGGCGAUACGCAACACCCAGCAGCUCCAGGGCGACACCAACACGGUCGAGGCCCUGCGUCUGGCCCAGAGGCUGCUGGGAGUCCGUCCCGGGGACAAGAGAAGGGACGGCCCCCCCAAGGUGCUCCUGUGGCUGACGGACGGGGUGGAGCCAGGGCCGGUGGAAGAGCCAAUGGGAGAGCUCCGGCGAGCAGGCGUGGCAGUUCUGGCGGUCUCCACGGGUUCAAGCAACUACCAGGUGCUCCGUCGCACAGUGUCUCCACCUGUGGAAGACCACUUGCACUUUGUGGACGUAGAUGACAUUAGCAUCAUCACAGAGGACCUCAGAGAUGCCAUCAUUGAGAUCAUCCGUGCAGAUCGACUCCAGGUGCGUGAUGUUACUUCCAGGAGUGCCAUCCUGCAGUGGAGGCCUGUUUUGACUGCACACACUGGGACCUACGAGCUGAACUACGGGCCCUCGGCCGACGGGGUACCGACGGGAGGGCAUGUCAGGGGCCCAGGGACCAGCACCAGCUCCAACCAGUGGUCGUACGUCAGACAGACCCUGCCGGGAGACCACAGUACGUGGCAGCUGACCAAUCUGAGGCCGGGUACCACUUACACGGCAUCGCUCAGACCUGAGUCCAACCAGCAGCUGCUCAAAACUCUCAGUGUGAGCUUCACCACACUAUCAGAUGUUCCAGAAAUUCUAAGUCCAACCACGGUCUCUAUUUCUGAGUCGGGCCCAGACAACGUGCGUGUGAGCUGGGGCCCGCUGCAGCCCAGUCGGGUUCGGCGGUACCAGGUGGAGUAUGCGGUACUACCCUCUGGAGUGGUACGAACAGUCACCCUCCAGAGUCACGAAAACUCCACCUUGCUGACCCAACUGCAGCCAGAUUCGCAGUACCUGGUCACAGUCACCGCGCUGCACUUCAACGGCCAGGAGAGGACGAUGUCGGUCAAAGCCUGCACUCAGGAGGUGCUGCCACCUCUGGAGGACCUGCAGCUGAGGCCCAUGGGCCGGAACUCUGUGCAGGUGGAGUGGAGAGGUCGCACAGGUGGACCACAGGGCUACUGGGUGAGCUGGGACGGGGCCAGACCUUCGUCCUCCCGCUCGCCAUCCUCAUCCUCAUCCCUCUACCUGCCGUCUAGCUCCGUGUCUACCUUCCUCACCAACCUGGCGCCUAACAGCCGGGUGUGUGUGUCGCCUGUGUACAAGACAGCACGGGGACAAGGCCUGUGUUGUACACACAAACAUUCAGACUUUUGGCAGUAGAUGUCCAAUUCUUUGAAUCCACUUGGAAACCAAGAGCUAAUACUGUAGGCACUCUGCUGGAAAACAAGGCCUUAUCAUCUCUGCUCUGCAAACCCCAUCAAGUUCCAUUGUUGCUUCUCAGUGUACAAUUAUAGCCUGCAAAUGGGCAAAUUAAUGUCUUGUUUAUGGUUAGAGUUUGAAUGAAAUUGGGCAGUGGAUGCCAUGAAUGAUAGUAACUGUAGAUCAGAGGACCAAAAGCCAGCCCAGAGACAAACAAUGGAUGAAAAGGAUAGGAAGAGGCAAAUGCAUUUAAAAAUCAGACAGAUGGACAUUUUACAUAAUUUCAGCAGAAGACGUUGCCUAGCACUGUGCUACUGACGACUGAACUUUUGUUGCUGUCAUCUUCACUGGGACACACACACACACACACACACACACACACACACACACACACACACACCAUACCCUACCCUAUCAUACAAACACACACAGAUAACACAGACAGAGCAGAUGCAAAGACAUAACAUCACAUACAGCUGCCCUUAACUAACAAAUAUUCAGCAUUUUUUAUGUUACAAACAUUUCUGCUGUAAGGCUUGAAAAUAUGCCAUAGGCAUACAUUUAGUAUGAUCAUCUCACUAGCUCAUCUAGAGUCUAGUGUACUUAGUGUUUGUGUGUGAACAGUGACACUCAGUGGUCAUUUGAUCAAAUUACACCUGACUGUCAAUACAUUUGUUAUCAAACUAUCUAAGUAAUUGCUUCAAUUAUAGUAUAAUGUAUGAACGUCUAAUGUUUAAUCUAAUUAAUGUAUUUGAAAUGAAGAUGUAUAGCCUAUAUCUUGUCUGCUUUGAGAUGUAAAAAAUGAUUUUAAUAUGUAUUGUAAAGAAUUAAGACAUUUGGUGCUUUUACAUUGGUUUGACUAUUAAAACAUGCAGUUGUUUCAUUGUUUUAGACCAUGAAUUUUGCAUAACAUGUUUCAUUGCAUAACAUGAAAAUACACUUUUUAUGUAAAAUCAUAUUUAAGUAAAUAUCUGUCACUUCUAAAAGUCAUUGAUAUGUUGUGAUGUAAACCAGAUUAAAGGAAUCAAUGUAAAGACUGUCA
Messenger RNA from Alosa alosa (allis shad), 3132 nucleotides. Its product is annotated as von Willebrand factor A domain-containing protein 1-like. Gene Ontology annotation, molecular function: protein binding. The coding region runs from base 501 to 2051 and encodes 516 amino acids. NCBI's taxonomy places the organism in Eukaryota, Metazoa, Chordata, Actinopteri, Clupeiformes, Clupeidae. The transcript has 6 exons. The record is from RefSeq and is a predicted model, not a curated record.